AUGCUAUCCUCUUCCGCCUCUCAAGCUAUCCUCUUCCGCCUCUCCUGCUAUCCUCUUCCGCCUCUCCUGCUAUCCUCUUCCACAUCACAUGCUAUCCUCUUCCACCUCUCCUGCUAUCCUCUUCCAAAUAAACCUGCUAUCCUCUUCCGUUCACCUGCUAUCCUCUUCCGCCUCACCUGCUAUCCUCUUCCGCCUCACCUGCUAUCCUCUUCCACCUCACCUGCUAUCCUCUUCCACCUCACCUGCUAUCCUCUUCCGCCUCUCCUGCUAUCCUCUUCCACAUCACAUGCUAUCCUCUUCCACCUCUCCUGCUAUCCUCUUCCACAUCACAUGCUAUCCUCUUCCGCCUCUCAUGCUAUCCUCUUCCACCUCUCCUGCUAUCCUCUUCCACAUCACAUGCUAAUUCCUCUUUCUCUCACCUGCUAUCCUCUUCCUCCUCACCUGCUCCUCCUCUUCCGCCUCACCUGCUAUCCUUUCUUCUUCCCUCACUUGCUAUACUCUUCCGCCUCACCUGCUAUCCUCUUCCGCCUCACCUGCUAUCCUCUUCUAUCUCACUUGCUAUCUUCUUCCGACUCCCCUGCUAUCCUCUUCCGUCCAAAUGCUAUCCUCUUUCCUCCUCACCUUCUAUCCUCUUCCGUCUCACCUGCUAUCCUCUUCUGCCUCACCUGCUAUCCUCUUCCGUAUCACCUGCUAUCCUCUUCCGCUUCACCUGCUAUCCUCUUCCGCCUCACCUGCUAUCCUCUUCCAGCCUCACCUGCUAUCCUCUUCCACGCCUCACCUGCUAUCCUCUUCCUUUCACCUGCUAUCCUCUUCCGCUCUCAUCCUUCUUCCCUGCUUCCUCUCCCUCACCUGCUAUCCUCUUCCGCCUCACCUGCUAUCCUCUUCCGCCUCACCUGCUAUCCUCUUCCGCCUCACCUGCUAUCCUCUUCCGCCUCUCCUGCUAUCCUCUUCCGCCUCAUCUGCUAUCUUCUAACAUCUCACCUGCUAUCCUCUUCCGCCUCACCUGCUAUCCUCUUCCGCCUCACCUGCUAUCCUCUUCCACCUCACCUGCUAUCCUCUUCCGCCUCACCUGCUAUCCUCUUCCGCCUCUGCUGCUAUCCUCUUCCACAUCACAUGCUAUCCAUCUUCCGCCUCUCCUGCUAUCCUUCCGCCUCUCCCGCCUCAUCCUGCCUCCUGCUAUCCUCUUCCGCCUCACCUGCUUCAUCCUCUUCCGCCUCACCUGCUAUCCUCUUCCACCUCACCUGCUAUCCUAUUCCGCCUCACCUGCUAUCCUCUUCCAAAUGCCUCACCUGCUAUCCUCUUCCGCCUCACCUGCUAUCCUCUUCCGCCUCACCUGCUAUCCUCUUCCAUCCUCACCUGCUAUCCUCUUCCAGCCUCACCUGCUAUCCUCUUCCCUCACCUCUUUUCCAAAUGCUAUCCUCUUCCGCCUCACCUGCUAUCCUCUUCCGCCUCAUAUGCUAUCCUCUUCCCGCCUCACCUGCUAUCCUCUUCCGCUUCACCUGCUAUCCUCUUCCCGCCUCACCUGCUUCCUCUUCUCCUCAUCUGCUAUCCUCUUCUAGCUAUCCUCUUCUCAUAUCUAUCCUCUUCCAAAUCACCUGCUAUCCUCUUCCGCCUCACCUGCUAUCCUCUUCCGCCUCACCUGCUAUCCUCUUCCGCCUCACCUGCUAUCCUCUUCCGCCUCACCUGCUAUCCUCUUCCGCCUCACCUGCUAUCCUCUUCCGCCUCACCUGCUAUCCUCUUCCGCCUCACCUUCACCUCACCUGCUAUCCUCUUCCCCUCACCUGCUAUCCUCUUCCUUCACUCACCUGCUAUCCUCUUCCGCCUCAUUUGCUAUCCUCUUCCGCCUCACCUGCUAUCCUUCUCCCGCCUCACCUGCUAUCCUCUUCCCAAAUAUCCUGCUUCCUCCUUCCUCAAAUGCUAUCCUCUUCCGCCUCACCUGCUAUCCUCUUCCUUCUCACCUGCUAUCCUCUUCCCCUCACCUGCUAUCCUCUUCCGCCUCACCUUCUAUCCUCUUCCGCCUCACCUGCUAUCCUCUUCCUCUUCCGCCUCACCUAUAUCCUCUUCCGCCUCAUUGCUAUCCUCUUCCAAAUCAAUCUGUUUCCUCCUCUUCCGCCUCACCUGCUAUCCUCUUCCGCCUCCUGCUAUCCUCUUCCAUCAUUCAUUUUCCUCCUAUUCCUCUUUGCUCCCUAUAAGUUCUGCUUAUCCUCUUCCGCCUCACCUGCUAUCCUUUUCCUAGCCUCACCUGCUAUCCUCUUCCGCCUCACCUGCUAUCCUCUUCCUUUACAGGAAUCCUCUUCCGCCUCACCUGCUAUCCUUUUCCACCUCACCUGCUAUCCUCUUCCGUUCUCACCUGCUAUCCUCUUCCGCCUCACCUGCUAUCCCUCUUCCGCCUCACCUGCUAUCCUGCUAUCUGCUAUCCUCUUCCUGCUAUCCUCCGCUCACCUUUUCCUCUUCCCUCAUCUGCUAUCCUCUUCCGCCUCCCAUGCUAUCCUCUUCAGCCUCACCUGCUAUCCUCUUCCGCCUCACCUGCUAUCCUCUUCCGCCUCACCUGCUAUCCUCUUCCACCUCACCUGCUAUCCUCUUCCGCCUCACCUGCUAUCCUCUUCCACCUCACCUGCUAUCCUCUUCCGUCUCACCUGCUAUCCUCUUCCACCUCACCUGCUAUCCUCUUCCGCCUCACCUGCUAUCCUCUUCCGCCUCACCUGCUAUCCUCUUCCGCCUCACCUGCUAUCCUCUUCCUCACCUUCCUCUUUCCGCCUCACCUGCUAUCCUCUUCCGCCUCACCUGCUAUCCUCUUCCGCCUCACAUGCUAUCCUCUUCCGCCUCAACUGCUAUCCUCUUCCGCCUCACCUGCUAUCCUCUUCCCCCCUGCUAUCCUCUUCCGCCCACCUUCUAUCCUCUUCCACAUGCUUUCCUUAUCCUCUUCCGCCUCACCUGCUAUCCUCUUCCUUCCCUGCUAUCCUCACCCUGCUAUCCUCUUCCGCCUCACCUGCUAUCCUCUUCCCUUCACCUGCAUCUUCUUCCUCACCUGCCUCCUCUUCCUCCUCCUCUAUCCUCUUCCGCCUCACCUGCUAUCCUCUUCCGCCUCACCUGCUAUCCUCUUCCGCCUCACCUGCUAUCCUCUUCCGCCUCACCUGCUAUCCUCUUCCGCCUCACCUGCUAUCCUCUUCCCUCACCUCUAUCCUUGCUAUCCUCUUCCGCCUCACCUGCUAUCCUCUUCCUCACCUGCUAUCCUGCUAUCCCUCUUCCGCCUCACCUGCUAUCCUCUUCCGCCUCACCUGCUAUCCUCUUCCGCCUCACCUGCUAUCCUCUUCCGCCUCACCUGCUAUCCUCUUCCGCCUCACCUGCUAUCCUCUUCCGCCUCACCUGCUAUCCUCUUCCGCCUCACCUGCUAUCCUCUUCCGCCUCACCUGCUAUCCUCUUCCGCCUCACCUGCUAUCCUCUUCCGCCUCACCUGCUAUCCUCUUCCGCCUCAUCUGCUAUCCUCUUCCCUCCUCACCUGCUAUCCUCUUCCGCUCACCUGCUAUCCUCUUCCUCCUCACCUGCUAUCCUCUUCCGCCUCACCUGCUAUCCUCUUCCGCCUCACCUGCUAUCCUCUUCCGCCUCACCUGCUAUCCUCUUCCGCCUCACCUGCUACCCUCUUCCUCCUCACCUGCUAUCCUCUUCUCCCCCGCCUCAUCCUGCUUUCCCUCACCUCUUCCUCCUCACCUGCCUGCUAUCCUCUUCCGCCUCACCUGCUAUCCUCUUCCGCCUCACCUGCUAUCCUCUUCCGCCUCACCUGCUAUCCUCUUCCUCCUCACCUGCUAUCCUCUUCCUCCUCACCUGCUAUCCUCUUCCGCCUCCUGCUAUCCUCUUCCGCCUCCUCUUCCUCUGCCUCACCUGCUAUCCUCUUCCGCCUCACCUGCUAUCCUCUUCCGCCUCACCUGCUAUCCUCUUCCGCCUCACCUCUAUCCUCUUCCGCCUCACCUGCUAUCCUCUUCCACCUGCCUCCUCUUCCGCCUCACCUGCUAUCCUCUUCCGCCUCACCUGCUAACCUCUUUCGCCGCACCUCCUAUCCGCUUCCGCCUCACCUGCUAUCCUCUUCCACCUCACCUGCUAUCCUCUCCCGCCUCACCUGUUAUCCUCUUCCGCCUCCUGCUAUCCUCUUCCGCCUCACCUGCUAUCCUCUUCCGCCUCACCUGCUAUCCUCUUCCGCCUCACCUGCUAUCCUCUUCCGCCUCACCUGCUAUCCCCGCCUCUUCCCUCUUCCGCCCUGCUAUCCUCUUCCCCCUCACCUGCUAUCCUCUUCCGCCUCACCUGCUAUCCUCUUCCGCCUCACCUGCUACCUCUUCCUCCUCACGCUAUCCUCUUCCCUCUCACCUGCUAUCCUCUUCCGCCUCACCUGCUAUCCUCUUCCGCCUCACCUGCUAUCCUCUUCCGCCUCACCUGCUAUCCUCUUCCGCCUCACCUGCUAUCCUCUUCCCUUCCUCACCUGCUAUCCUCUUCCACCCUCACCUGCUAUCCUCUUCCGCCUCACCUGCUAUCCUCUUCCGCCUCACCUGCCUCCUCUUCCUCCCUCUUCCUCUUCCACUCAUCUGCUAUCCUCUUCCGCCUCACCUGCAAUCCUCUUCCGCCUCACCUGCUAUCCUCUUCCGCCUCACCUGCUAUCCUCUUCCGCCUCACCUGCUAUCCUCUUCCGGCUCCCUCCUCCUCCCUGCUAUCCUCUUCCGCCUCACCUGCUAUCCUCUUCCGCCUCACCUGCUAUCCUCUUCCUUCACCUGCUAUCCUCUUCCAUUCACUAUAUCCUCUUCCGCCUCACCUGCUAUCCUCUUCCGCCUCACCUGCCUAUCCUCCUUUCCGCCUCACCUGCUAUCCUCUUCCGCCUCACCUCUUCUAUCCUCUCUUCCGCCUCACCUGCUAUCCUCUUCCGCCUCACCUGCUAUCCUCUUCCGCCUCACCUGCUAUCCUCUUCCGCCUCACCUGCUAUCCUCUUCCGCCUCACCUGCUAUCCUCUUCCGCCUCACCUGCUAUCCUCUUUCGCCUCCCUGCUAUCCUCUUCCGCCUCACCUGCUAUCCUCUUCCGCCUCACCUGCUAUCCUCUUCCGCCUCACCUGCUAUCCUCUUCCGCCUCACCUGCUAUCCUCUUCACCUGCUAUCCUCUUCCGCCUCACCUGCUAUCCUCUUCCUCCUCACCUGCUAUCCUCUUCCGCCUCACCUGCUAUCCUCUUCCUCCUCACCUGCUAUCCUCUUCCUCCUCACCUGCUAUCCUCUUCCGCCUCAUCUGCUAUCCCAUUCCGCCUCACCUGCUAUCCUCUUCCUCCUCACCUGCUAUCCUCUUCCGCCUCACCUGCUAUCCUCUUCCGCCUCACCUGCUAUCCUCUUCCUCCUCACCUGCUAUCCUCUUCCGCCUCACCUGCUCUCUCUUCGCCUCACCUGCUAUCCUCUUCCGCCUCACCUGCUAUCCUCUUCCGCCUCACCUGCUAUCCUCUUCCGCCUCACCUGCUAUCCUCUUCCGCCUCACCUGCUAUCCUCGUCCGCCUCACCUGCUAUCCUCUUCCGCCUCACCUGCUAUCCUCUUCUUCCACCUGCUUUUCCUCACCUGCUAUCCUCUUCCGCCUCACCUGCUAUCCUCUUCCGCCUCACCUGCCUCCAGAAUCACCUGCUAUCCUCUUCCGCCUCACCUGCUAUCCUCUUCCGCCUCACCUGCUAUCCUCUUCUUCCUCACCUGCUAUCCUCUUCCGCCUCACUGCCUCACCUCUUCCGCCUCACCUGCUAUCCUCUUCCGCCUCACCUGCUAUCCUCUUCCGCCACACCUGCUAUCCUCUUCCGCCUCACCUGCUAUCCUCUUCUUUACCUGCUAUCCUCUUCCUCACCUCUAUCCUCUUCCGCCUCACCUGCUAUCCUCUUUUGCCUCACCUGCUAUCCUCUUCCGCCUCACCUGCUAUCCUCUUCCCACACCUGCAUCUUCUAUCCCUCUUCCGCCUCACCUGCUAUCCUCUUCCGCCACCUGCUAUCCUCUUCCCCUUCUUCCGCCUCACCUGCUAUCCUCUUCCGCCUCACCUGCUAUCCUCUUCCGCCUCACCUGCUAUCCUCUUCCGUUUCUGCCUCCUCUUCCGCCUCACCUGCUAUCCUCUUCCGCCUCACCUGCUAUCCUCUUCCGCCUCACCUGCUAUCUUCCGCCUCACCUGCUUCCUCUUCACCUCACCUGCUAUCCUCUUCCGCCUCACCUGCUAUCCUCUUCCGCCUCACCUGCUAUCCUCUUCCGCCUCACCUGCUAUCCUCUUCCGCCACACCUGCUAUCCUCUUCCGCCUCACCUGCUAUCCUCUUCCCUCUCACCUGCUAUCCUCUUCCUCCCCUGCCUCACCUUAUCCUGCUAUCCUCUUCCACCUCACCUGCUAUCCUAUUCCGCCUCACCUGCUAUCCUCUUCCACCUCACCUGCUAUCCUCUUCCCUUCCCUCACCUGCUAUCUUCUCCUCUUCCGCCUCACCUGCUAUCCUCUUCGCCCUCACCUGCUAUCCUCUUCUCCUCACCUGCUAUCCCUUCCUCCCUCUUUUCGCCUCACCUGCUAUCCUCUUCCACCUCACCUGCUAUCCUCUUCACCUGCCCUCACCUGCUAUCCUCUUCCACCUCACCUGCUAUCCUCUUCCGCCUCACCUGCCUUCCUCUUCCGCCUCACCUGCUAUCCUCUUCUUCCGCCUCACCUGCUAUCCUCUUCCGCCACCUGCCUCCACACCACACCUGCUAUCCUCUUCCGCCUCACUGCUAUCCUCUUCCGCCUCACCUGCUAUCCUCUUCAAACUUCUGCCAACUAGUGCAGCCUCACCCUGCUAUCCUCUUAUGCCUCAUCUAUUCCUCUUCCCUUGAGAGCUAUCACGUGGAUCAAGGUUAUCUAUCCCUUUAUAGACGUUCAUCUUCAGAUAUUUUGGCCAGCCAUUUUUAUCUAUUCAGAACCUGUACCACUCUAUCCUUUUCUUAUCUAUAUAUUUCGGUUUAUCUAUCUAUCUAUCUAUCUAUCUAUCUAUCUAUCUAUCUAUCUAAUAUACCUAUGUCAGUGUAUUCAUUAUCUAUCUAUCUAUCUAUCUAUCUAUCUAUCUAUCAUCAUAAAACAAUGGCUAUCUAUCUAUCUAUCUAUCUAUCUAUCUAUCUAUCUAUCUAUCUAUCCAUCUAUCACACUCUCUAUAUAUAUCUUUGUCUGUCUGUCUCAUUCUGUUCUUAUCCUCUAUCUAUCUAUCUAUCUAUCUAUCUAUCUUAA
Messenger RNA from Acanthosepion pharaonis, 7233 nucleotides. NCBI's taxonomy places the organism in Eukaryota, Metazoa, Mollusca, Cephalopoda, Sepiida, Sepiidae. The record is from the annotation of a GenBank genome assembly.